Molecule: messenger RNA, 1272 nt
Organism: Ipomoea nil (Japanese morning glory)
Lineage: Eukaryota; Viridiplantae; Streptophyta; Magnoliopsida; Solanales; Convolvulaceae
Product: stromal cell-derived factor 2-like protein
Exons: 6
Coding region: 336-989 (217 amino acids)
Source: RefSeq, a predicted model, not a curated record
UCUGACGAUCAGAGAAGAACUGAAAAAUGAAACAUUAAAUACGGAAAAAGAAAAUAAAUAAAAGCGUCGCCGGAAAAUCGGAAUCAGAAGUGUUUUGAUCGGAUCUUCAUCGGAGCUCCGUCAGGCGCCCUCCAAGAGCUUCAACCGUGGCUUCUUCAAGCCAACAACAACGCCAACGUCAAAAUCUCACCCGUAGGAAGUCAGCACCACCGUCGACGACGUUGUGGAAUCAAACACUUUCCAGUCCGACCCGGUUAGUGUACCGCGAACCCGCAACUUCCGAUUUGGACCUCCCAGUUUGGCAAAGGACCUGGUUCAUAGUACUGCUAUUUGUUAUGGCGCUCUCUUGUUUCGCCCUCGCCAUCUUUCUCAUCCUCACCCUCGAUUCCGAUUACUCGAUCGGCUCUGCCUCCGCCGCUUCUGAAGGCGUCCAGAUUACUUAUGGAUCAACAAUCAAGUUGAUGCAUGAGAAGACAAAGGUCCGGUUGCAUUCGCAUGAUGUGCCCUACGGUUCUGGCAGUGGGCAGCAGUCGGUCACCGGAUAUCCUACUGUAGAUGAUGCCAACAGCUAUUGGAUUGUUAAGCCUGCUCCAGACUCGUCUGCAAAGCAAGGUGAUGCCAUUAAAACUGGAAGUAUUAUUCGACUGCAGCAUAUGAAGACUAGGAAAUGGCUGCACAGCCACUUGCAUGCAUCUCCAAUAACAGGCAAUUUGGAGGUAAGCUGCUUUGGGGAUGACAACGAGUCUGAUACCGGGGAUGUCUGGAGACUUGAAAUUGAGGGAAAUGGUAAAACAUGGAGGCAAGAUCAAAGGGUCAGGCUUCUUCAUGCAGAUACCGGAGGGUAUUUGCACAGUCACAACAAGAAGUACACCCGUAUAGCCGGGGGCCAGCAAGAGGUCUGUGGCAUAAAAGAGAAGCGAACUGAUAACAUUUGGCUGGCAGUAGAGGGAGUUUACCUUACAGUGUCUGAGAGCAAAGCCUCUGCAUGAAUGAUAUGAUAGUUUGCCAUAUUGGAGCUUCUUCUUCACAACACUUUACACUCUUAGCACCAUACUUUCCUCCCAUUCAAAACAUAUAAAACAUUCUGAAACUACGAAUGGAAUGUUACCUAAAAUUUUUGUAUGUAGGACAAGUUAACCCCCUUCACCUGGGAGAGCUCUCUUCUAGUAGUGUAGUAUAAAUUUUGGUUCAUGGAUGUCGUGCUACCAGAAAACAUUAUUGUAAUUCAAAUUACAAUACCACUUUGAUUACCAAAUCUUAGUUGUGUACUGU